This is a messenger RNA of Puccinia triticina, 1239 nucleotides long. RefSeq lists its product as uncharacterized. Bases 1 to 1239 code for a protein of 412 amino acids. The transcript has 2 exons. Lineage: Eukaryota; Fungi; Basidiomycota; Pucciniomycetes; Pucciniales; Pucciniaceae. The record is from RefSeq and is a predicted model, not a curated record.
AUGUCUGAUUCGACCAAAAGCUUGACGUUAAAGAAGACCUCUCUGGUCGUUGCGACGCUGAGAAGGCUAAUCGACAAACAUCAUGUCGUGUGCCAAGUGGACCCUGCUGGGGCCGAAAGACAAGCUGCGUCGGCCAGUAAAAUCGACGGGAAGGCCGCCCUCCUAAACCAGAUACUGUCGAGCUUUCUACCUUCGUUGAGGGAUCGGAUAUCUGCUCUCUCGCUAUCGCUAGACGCGUCCAAUUUACAAGAGGAUCCCAUCUCGCAGCUCGAACUAAUCCUAAAGAACCUAUCAAGCCUUGACGAUACGCUGGAAGCUAUCCAAUCAUCCAUUGCCACGAUUUCCCCACAACCAUAUAUUACCUCGCCGGCCACAUGUGGGACCGAUGACUAUAAAUCCAAAGAAUUGAAAGGAUUUCGGACGACUCGCAUGCUGUGGAAAUUGAACGAGCUGAUCAACGAUAAACUCUGCGAACUAUUCCUUCAAACGUCGAUCGAGCUUAUCCAACGUUGGGAGUUUGUACAUUGCCAGCCAUAUUGCUCUAAACGUCUACGCUCCUUGGCUAACAAGAGGAUGGAGCUGAACAGGCUAAGAACGUCCUUAUGGAAUUUCAUCGAUAACCUAGUACAAUGGUCGAAACGCUCCGAUUUUGAUAUUAUGAAGGAAGAAUGGCGGAAGGAAGCGCAUGUGCUAGAUAAUGCAUUGUUGAUAGUGCUUGAACUGAGCAAUCACUCCGGAAAGGGUUGCGAUUCGACUGAGGUAUCGGACGAUCAGUCAGACCGCGACGUUCCAAGCGAGCAGGUAGUGAGACUUGCCAACUCGGCACUCCCGAUCAUCAAACUAACCAGGCUAUUUAUGAAAACAUUAUGCAGCCCACUCGCCAAUCCAUUGCCGUUCACUUUAUCUCCCGACAUGAGCUCCGAGCAGCUCGAAUUGCUUUUCAGGACUACCGCCACAUUCCCCGCAAGCGUCGUGAACCUGGGAAAUUGCCUAAGGGCGGCCGACGAUGCAGACCAUCGCCCCGAGUUCAUCAGCGGUUUUGUUCAUGUAGUCAACUACGCCAGAAGAUACCUUCAAUCAUCUUUAGACAUGUUGGAUCGCCAUCGCGAGCCUCCUUCCAGCCUUGAGAUAGAUCAUUCUUUGUCCGCAAACAACUUCAAGCUGUGGUCUCUUACAUUUCAUGGGCUGUUCCUUGUGGCCACUCAAAACUUCGUGGACAUUAUAGACUCAUUCAAAUAA